GUCAAGAUUGGCCAUUCUCUUUAGUGUUUGCCUUGUCUACCUUCCUUUCACCUCCUCACAACCAAAAUUUGACCAAAAAUCACAAAGGAACGCCCCUAGAAUUUGGCGAAAAACAUAGCGAUACAACAUUUAAGCAACGUAUCCUAUGGACUAAGACCUGGGCAGGAAGGAUAAAGAGGCAAAGCUUUGCGGUCUCAAACAUUAUCUCCCUCUGGCACUUAUUGGUACUCUGCUGCAAAGCUCAACCUUUACUCCAGCCUACCAAGCACUUUUACCCAACAAGAGUAUGUCCCAACUCCAGUUUCAGUGUCCAGGUAACUCCAUGUCUGGAGCUGUGCUAGCUACCACCCCACUGCAACUACCACCCCACUCCCAACCUGGCUACAGUAUUCCCUGUUCAUCGAGCCCCCUGCCCUCAGAGAGUGCCAGUCACCCUCUCAGGAGCUCUGCUCUGCCCUCAGGCUCAGCCACUGUCUUCAGCCCCCAAUCAGUAUCUAACAUGGCAAACCCUAAAGAGAAGACCCCCAUGUGUCUGGUGAAUGAGUUAGCCCGUUUUAAUAAAAUCCAGCCCGAGUACAAACUGCUGUGUGAACAAGGACCAGCUCAUUCGAAGAUGUUCUCAGUGAGACUGACCCUGGGAGAUCAGCGCUGGGAGGCAGAGGGGACCAGCAUUAAGAAAGCCCAGCACUCGGCUGCUGCGUCCGCCCUGGCCCAGACCACCCUGCCCAAACCCAGUAUGAGGAGUCCCCGCAACACAGUAGACUGCAUGACACACACCAUGGAGUUGAAUGCACUUUGUAUGAAGCUGGGGAAGAAGCCUAUAUACAAACCUAUUGACCCGUACCCUGGUAUGAGACCCAGCUUCAACUACAACAUCAGGCCUCCUGGGCCCUACCAGCGCUCCAUGCAACAGUACUACUAUCCGUUUCCCCCAGUGGGGACAGUGCUCUACCACAUGGAGCUGUCCAUCGGAGGCCAACAGUUCCAUGGGAAGGGGCGCACACGGCAGCUUGCCAAACACGACGCAGCGGCCAAGGCGCUCAAAGUGCUGCAGAAGGAGCCAAUGCUGCAGGAGCUGCCAGAGAUAAACGGAGAACCCGAGGAAGAGAAUCUCAACAAAUCCGAAAUCAGCCAAGUGUUUGAAAUUGCACUUAAGAGGAACUUGCCAGUUGACUUUGAGGUUCUGCAGGAGGCCGGCCCUCCGCACAUGAAGAGCUUCAUGGUGCGUGUGACCGUCGGGGAGUUUUCUGGGGAAGGUGAGGGCAAGAGUAAAAAGAUCGCCAAAAAGCUAGCAGCCACGGCAGUGCUGGAAGAGCUGAGGAGGCUGCCCCACCUGCCCACCGUGGAGAAGAUGCUGCCACGGAUCAAGAAGAAAACCAAGUCCAUCAUCAAGCUGCAGACGAGCCCCGAGUACGGCCAGGGCAUGAACCCCAUCAGCCGCCUGGCUCAGAUCCAGCAGGCCAAGAAGGAGAAAGAGCCCGAGUACAACAUGGUAACAGAGAGGGGCCUGCCUCGACGCAGGGAGUUUGUCAUGCAGGUGACUGUGUGUGGUCAGUGUGCUGAGGGGAUGGGUCCCAGUAAGAAGGUGGCCAAGAGGAACGCAGCAGAGAAGAUGCUGGAGCUGUUGGGAUACAAAGUGCCUCAGCCUCUGCCCCCCAAACCGGCACUUAAAACAGAUGAGAAGGCUCCUCUGAAGAAGCCAGGAGAUGGACGGAAGGUGACCUUCUUUGAACCAGGUUCUGUGGAGGAUGUCGCUCUGGGUGACCAUCAGGGGAGAGUGUCCUCCAAAGAGGAAGACUUCCGCAUACCUUACCUCAGCCACCAGCAGCUCCCUGCAGGCAUCCUGCCCAUGGUGCCUGAGGUGGCCCAGGCAGUGGGGGCCUGCCAAGGGCUUCAUGCCAAGGACUACAGCCGUGCCAUGGCCAACGCCAACCCAGCCAUGGCCACAAUCACUGCCAUGAUUGCCAACGAGCUGCUGUACGCUGGUACCUCCCUGACGGCAGAGACCAUUCUGAAGAGCAAAAACAGCCUGGGCCACUUGCCCCAUGGCCCCCUCACCAGACCCUCAGAACAGCUCAGCUAUCUGGCCACAGUGCAGGGCCUCCAGGUGGAAUACAAAGACUUCCCCAAAAACAACAAGAACGAGUUUGUGUCGCUUAUCAACUGCUCCUCCCAACCGCCGCUUAUCAGCCAUGGGAUCGGGAAGGAUGUGGAGUCCUGUCACGACAUGGCUGCCUUGAAUAUACUGAAGUUACUCUCUGAACUGGACCAGCAGUCCAAUGACAGGACAGGAAACGGACCAAUCUCUGGGUGUGGCAAACAGGAGUUAGAAGGCGACUCUUUGCUCAAACAGGCUAACUCAAGCACCUUGGUACAGACUCUGGAUGGCACAGUGUAGACACAGGAUUGGUUGUUUGAAAAAGCACUAGAGAAAAGUCAGACACUGCGUUCUGAUUGGCUCUUUGCAGGCCACAGGAAGCUGUGGGCACUGUAAAGCAUCACUCCUCGUAUUCAAUGUUCAAAAUGUUCACAGUUAAACAAGAUUGAUAGAAGAUUGGUAGAUUUCCUCUCCUUAAUGUUGUUUAAUUGUACACAUUAUUUAUUUUUUAUGUUGCUUAUUAGAUAAUGUAGCUGCAUCCUAUUCUAUGACAGAGCGGUUAUUAUUGACAUGUGGUUGAAAUCCAAAGGAAUUAUGGUAACUGUGAAAAGAGAUUUUGUGUUGUCUCAGACAGAUUUGUUGAUUCUGUUUUAAUUGUUUUAUCAUGCCUUACCUGCUCGAGGUCUUGAGUAGGUUGUUACAUUUGAGUUUGGAACCCCUUUCUAGACUAGGAUGCAGCUUAUGAACCACUGUUGAUUUUCCUUAAGGUGCUUUAUAUCAACAACCACAAGUGAAGUGUUUAUCUACAUUACCAUGUAGGGCUGGGAAGGUUUUGUGACUAAAUGUAGCGUGUGAUGUCGUGAUGUUGUCCCCACCCUGUGUGGUGGGCCAUUAGAAGUCUCUGUUGCGUAUGUACGGUCUAAGCACGAUGUCCCCCCUCCCCUGCAACUCCCCAAACUCCCCCUUGUCACAUCAGUCUCCCUGAUGCCCGUCCCCUCAGUGUCAACCCCCCCCCCCCCCCUCUCU
This is a messenger RNA of Hypomesus transpacificus, 3124 nucleotides long. It is a transcript of the gene stau1, whose product is annotated as staufen double-stranded RNA binding protein 1. The transcript is spliced from 15 exons. The record is from RefSeq and is a predicted model, not a curated record. Bases 287 to 2398 code for a protein of 703 amino acids. NCBI's taxonomy places the organism in Eukaryota, Metazoa, Chordata, Actinopteri, Osmeriformes, Osmeridae.